AUGAGGAGUCUACUUUUCCUGGUGCUGAUUUCUUUCUGCUGGGCUGACCAUCAUGCUGCCAACUUCACUCUGGAGCAUGACAGAAUUAUUCACAUCCAUGCAGAAAAUGGACCUCGCCUUUUUGUGGAAGCAGAACAAACUAAACUCUUCUCACAACGGGGUGGCAAUGUCACACUGCCAUGUAAAUUUUACCGUGACCAUGCAUCAUCUGACUCAGGAUCCCAUAAAAUUCGGGUCAAGUGGACCAAACUCACCUCAGAUUACCUCAAAGAAGUGGAUGUUUAUGUUGAAAUGGGAUACCACAAAAAGAGCUAUGGAAAUUACCAGGGAAGAGUCUUCCUGCGAAAAAGCACAGAAAAUGAUGCCUCUCUUGUAAUCAAUAAUAUAAUGCUGGAGGAUUAUGGGAAAUACAAAUGUGAGGUGAUUGAAGGAUUAGAAGAUGACACAGCUGUUGUCUCUCUAGAUUUACAAGGUAUUGUAUUUCCCUACUUUCCACGCCUGGGCCGCUAUAACCUAAACUUUUAUGAGGCCCAGAAAGCCUGCCUGGACCAAGAUGCAGUUAUAGCUUCAUUUGACCAAUUGUAUGAAGCAUGGAGGUCAGGUCUAGACUGGUGCAAUGCAGGCUGGCUCAGUGACGGGUCAGUGCAGUAUCCCAUCACAAAUCCCAGGGAACCUUGUGGAGGAAAGAACACAGUGCCUGGAAUCCGGAAUUAUGGUUUCUCCAACAAAGAUCAAAACAGAUAUGAUGUCUUCUGUUUUACAUCACAUUUUAAUGGCCGUUUUUAUUACCUAAUACAUCCAACCAAACUGACCUAUGAUGAAGCCGUGCAAGCCUGCCUCAAAGAUGGUGCACAGAUUGCUAAAGUAGGCCAAAUAUUUGCAGCCUGGAAGCUUCUAGGAUAUGACCGCUGUGAUGCCGGCUGGCUGGCUGAUGGCAGCGUCCGAUACCCUAUCUCCAAGCCAAGAAAACGCUGUAGUCCUACUGAAGCAGCAGUCCGCUUUGUAGGCUUUCCAGAUAAAAAGCACAAGCUCUAUGGUGUCUACUGUUUCCGGUCAUACCAGUGAACAUACCUACCGCACAGCAAUUUCCAAUCCAUCAAG
Messenger RNA from Gekko japonicus, 1101 nucleotides. RefSeq names its product hyaluronan and proteoglycan link protein 1 (gene HAPLN1). Gene Ontology annotation, biological process: cell adhesion. The coding region runs from base 1 to 1065 and encodes 354 amino acids. Lineage: Eukaryota; Metazoa; Chordata; Lepidosauria; Squamata; Gekkonidae. Gene Ontology annotation, molecular function: hyaluronic acid binding. The transcript has 5 exons. The record is from RefSeq and is a predicted model, not a curated record.